Messenger RNA from Salmo salar (Atlantic salmon), 3773 nucleotides. RefSeq names its product nuclear receptor subfamily 1 group D member 2. The record is from RefSeq and is a predicted model, not a curated record. Gene Ontology annotation, biological process: hormone-mediated signaling pathway; negative regulation of transcription by RNA polymerase II; positive regulation of transcription by RNA polymerase II. NCBI's taxonomy places the organism in Eukaryota, Metazoa, Chordata, Actinopteri, Salmoniformes, Salmonidae. Gene Ontology annotation, molecular function: zinc ion binding; RNA polymerase II cis-regulatory region sequence-specific DNA binding; nuclear receptor activity.
CACACUAUUUAGAACAUUGAGUACAGAAGAGUCAUUCAACAAGGGACUUCAUCCAGCGUUUCUCAUCUUGUUACAUAUCUUUAAAUAUACAAAAACUAUUCAAGUUGUAUUAGAUGCCUCAAAAGUCUCGGGCAUUUUGACUGAAAGAAGAGCAGAACUUGUUUUGUUCAGGAUACUGACAUGGGAGUGCAGAUAAUUAUAUUCACGCUACAAAUAUUUACUACAGUCAUGUAGUUGAGACUUAAAUAAGAAACAGUGUUGAGCUUUAGAUGAUCGACGCUUUUAAAUUGAGUUUGUUACAGUGUAACCACUGUGCUACUAAGGAUAAUCGUACUUUGCAAUCCUUAAAGUCAAACUGGCGAGUUAUUGACAAGACAUUUAGUCAGCGUAGGUUGCUUUCUCUAAAUAUUCACGGAAUCGCGGUGCCUGCAGACAUGGGAUCAAUCAAGCCUGGUGGUGUAAUAACCUACAUCUCUUCUGGCUCCGCCUCCAGCCCGGAGUCCUGUUUGAGUGACAGCUGCAGCAGCAGCUACCUGUGCUCCUCUCCGCCUCAUCCCUCACUGCCAAGCCGGGCAGUAGGAAUCAUGGUGGACGUCGCCCGCGCUACAACAGCCAAGCACCCACGUAGCCGCGGCACAGAGAAGACUGGGCGAUCUACCUCCGCCAAGAGCAGCAUCACCAAGAUCAACGGCAUGGUGUUGUUGUGUAAGGUGUGCGGCGACGUGGCCUCAGGGUUCCACUAUGGCGUCCACGCCUGCGAGGGCUGUAAGGGUUUCUUCAGGAGGAGCAUCCAGCAUAGCAUCCGGUAUAAGAAGUGUCUGAAGAUGGAGAACUGCACCGUCAUAAGGAUCAACAGGAACCGCUGUCAGCAGUGCCGCUUCAAGAAGUGUCUGGCUGUGGGCAUGUCUAGAGACUCUGUUAGGUUUGGCCGCAUCCCAAAGAGAGAGAAGCAGCGCAUGCUGCUGGAGAUGCAGAACGCCAUGAACAACAUGAUGAUGAACAACAACAGCCAGCUCCACGGCACCCAGAGUCCACCCUGCCCCAUGGGAGGGCUCCCCGAUGACGGCAGCUCCUCUUCCUCUGCCUCGUCUUCCUCAUCUAUCUCGUCUUCAUCAGGCUCCAACCCUUCCUCACCCCGUUCCGCUCCAGACUCCAUGGAGACCGGCUCUAGCUCCGCCUCUUCCUCUUCGUCGGAUAGCGGCGAUGACGAGGUUCCUCCUUCCAGGGUGUGUCACCGGGGCACAUUCUCGUACCGCCGUGAGCAGCAACAGUCCAUCAAAGAGGAAGCGGAGGAGUCACCUUCGCCGGUCGCCGGGGAAACUGUAAAAGACAGGAGAGACAGCCGCAUGGAGGAACUGCAGGAGAGCUGGAACCGCUGCAACGAAGGCGCCAGGGGUUACCAGCCUAGUUGCAACAGCCAUCAACGCGUCACCAACGGUCCCUGCCGGGAAGAGAGAGUUGUUUACCAGCAGCAGCCUGCGCAGCUAAACGGCGACCCCAGUGGCCGCAUAGCAGAAGACUCCUACAGCCUCCAUCACAGGAGCCACAACACAAUGCACAAUGUACAGACCGUCUCCAAUGGUUACAGUGGACCAUCAUACAGCCUACAGGACCACAAGACAAACUUGGUCAUUCCUAGUCUCUAUGUGGACCCCAGCCAGCGCAGCCAGGAGAUCUGGGAGGAGUUCUCCCUGAGUUUCAUCCCGGCCGUGCGCGAGGUGGUGGGGUUUGCCAAGAGGAUCCCGGGUUUCCGAGACCUCCCGGAGUACGACCAAGUCAGCCUGCUCAAAAACGGAACGUUUGAGGUGCUUAUGGUGCGCUUCGCCUCAUUGUUCGACGUGGCCGAGCGCACCGUGACCUUCCUGACGGGGAAGUGUUACAGCUUGGAGCUGCUGCGCUCGCUGCGGGCCGGGGAGCUGCUCACCUCCAUGUGUGACUUCAGCGAGAAGCUGGCCGCUCUGCAGCUGGACAAGGAUGAGAUGAGCCUCUUCGUUGCCGUCGUCCUCGUCUCCGCCGAUCGUUCGGGGAUCCAGGACUUGAAGUCAGUGGAGGCGCUGCAGGACACGCUGAUCCGAGCGCUGCGGAGUCUGAUCAUGAAGAACCACGCCAACGAGACUACCACCUUCACCAAGCUGCUGCUGAAGCUGCCCGAACUGCGCUCCCUCAACAACAUACACUCUGAAGAACUGCUGGCCUUCAAUGUGCACUUGUAAUGGGGCACUCACAAUAGGGCUCAUCUGACUCCUAAUACCCUCCUUCCACACUUUGAAACCAGGACUGGCCUCCUCUGCCACUCCGAUACCAGGACCAAGAGGAGAACUUGGGGACCUACCGUUUCCAGUCAACCAACUCAGUGUAUUUCUCCAGAAUGUAUUGAGAAGUUCUUCUUUUGGACUAUGUUGAUAGGGACAAAGGUCAGAGAAGAGAAGAUACUGUACUCUAGUCAUAGGAGAAGGCUUGAGAACUGAGCUAUUGCUUGUGUGUGUGUGUGUGUGUGUGUGUGUGUGUGUGUGUGUGUGUGUGUGUGUGUGUGUGUGUGUGUGUGUGGGGCUUGUUGUUUUACCAAGUUAGAGACACCUUUCUAUUUUUAAAGAAAAAGAUGAAGAAAUGCUAUACCAGCUUUUUGAAAUGAUGAAGUGCAGAACUACUUGGUUUUGUUUGUGAAAUCCAUUUAAUUCCAAGGUGUAUUGCUCACGAGCAGUGUGAAUGUGAUGAUUAUGCUAUCUAUUGGAUGUUUCAUUCGACACGCUCUAGCGGUUCUGGGGGGAGGCCAGGGGGGGCCAGUGCCCCUGUGACAACAAUUUUGGACCCCCUUGUGGCCCCCCUAAAUGUGGAGUAUGAAAUAAGUUUUACAUAAGUAAUUUUUGCCAUCGUUCUUUUUUUAUAUCCGUUAUUAGACAGUGGCAACGCGGAACAGUAAUUUAACCCACACAUUUUCUAGAGGGACGGCUUUAGGCGGAACACAACAGUAUCGUACCACAUGCAAAACGAUAUGACAACAAUAACGUCUAAUGUAACUGGCCCCUCUAACAGUACAACUGGCCCCAGCUUGGCCCCCCCAGUUAAAAUGGUCUAGAACCGCCACUGUCGACACGCAAUAUCAAAUGGUCACUGUUUUCGACCCAAUAUGUUUGAUAAAAGCCCUCAAGACUCAAUGUAAACAUCUGUCUAUCAAAAAGAAUGCUUGAUGAAUCUGAUAAUUGCUGCAAUUGCAUGGCUGUCCUUAAGUGAACAACUUGACAUUGUCGCUCCCAACCCUCCGAGGAAGGAGUCAUUUAUUUAUUUUUGAAUUGUUCAACUGCAUUGUCAUCUUUACUGUCCUUUGUGUAGGGUAUUUAAUUUGUCUGAAUAUUUAGAAUAUUUAAUUUUUGCAUGUCUUUGUUAGCUGCUUCUACCACACCUCCUUCUGGGGAGUUGUUGAUUGUACACUUUUUCAGCAACACAACUUUGCACAUUGUGUUGUGGACUGUCAACCUCCAAAAAUCACACAUGUCAGCACAGACCCACAUCAUGUGUGCAUGAUGUGAACACGGUGAUACUGAAGUGUUCCUUAACUGAUUCCCCACCUUCCUCACAGUGAGGAGUUACUGGGUGGUUAUGACUUUACCUCCUGGCAUUUCAGCACAGCACUGACUUUAAAACUCAUAUUGUUUCCCAUCUGUUGUUUUUUUUGGAAUGUCUGUAUUUGUCUCCUUUUACUGACAAUAUUGCAGUUUGUAAAUAAUAGUUAUGCUAUAUCUAUCAUAUAAAUAGUAUAAAUACAAGUGAAGUUA